This is a messenger RNA of Ochotona princeps (American pika), 6597 nucleotides long. RefSeq names its product ATPase family AAA domain containing 5 (gene ATAD5). The coding region runs from base 146 to 5782 and encodes 1878 amino acids. Gene Ontology annotation, cellular component: nucleus. Gene Ontology annotation, molecular function: DNA binding; ATP hydrolysis activity; ATP binding. The record is from RefSeq and is a predicted model, not a curated record. The transcript is spliced from 23 exons. Lineage: Eukaryota; Metazoa; Chordata; Mammalia; Lagomorpha; Ochotonidae.
CGCGUCCGACAGGGCUGCGCCGGGCUGGGCCUCGGCGCCUUGCCCGGGGCCGGGGGGUCGCGGCGGAGGCCGAGGCGGACCCCAUGGCCUGGGCACCGGCCGCGCUGGGCCGCUCACGGUGCUAGGGCCGGGGGCAGCGACGAGCAUGGUGGGCGUCCUGGCCAUGGCGGCGGCGGCGGCUCCCCCUCCGGUGGAGGACUACGAGAUUGAGCCUUGCAAAAAGCGAAGGAAAGACGAUGACAGAUCUUCCUGCAGAACCAUUACGAAAUAUUUAUCUCCAUUAGGGAAGACUGGGGACAAAGUUUUCUCACCUCCAAAAUCUAGUAAUAUUAUGAAUUAUUUUAGAAGGACUUCACCCAGCAGUGAGAGAAGACAUUCAGUGAAGAAGUGCCAGAUAAAGUCUGCGCCAUCACCCACCGACCUUGGCAAAGAGCGGGGGCUGCGUUUGGAAAUGCUCUCACUUAAGAAGAAAGGAAGGAGGGUUAAUCUGUCUCAUCAACUCAGUUGUAUUAAAAUGGAAAAUGAAUCUCCAAUUGAAAUUAGUAGUGAUGAGAGCAAAGAAGACUGUAGUUUUAACGCUUUUGAGGACUGUAACACUUGUGUUUUACUUCCGAAGAAACAUGUCAACGCACCUGAAGAAUGCAAUCAAGAUAGCAAAAACCAAUCAAGUGUCGGGACCUCCAAGAAAAAUUGUAAGAAAGUAAAUCCUAAGCAAGGGGCCACAAAAAAUGAUGACAAGAGGUUGAGGAAAAGGAGGCGGCAAGAUACAAUAGAUAUGUCUGAAAGUUUGACCCUGACGGAGGAACAAAAUCUGCUUAAAAAGAAUGAUAGAGACAGUGAACAGAUCAUGCCUUCCCUUGCUGAUGAAAUCAAGAACACUACAAAGCAUGCAGACUUGAGAGAUCAUGUAAUGAAAAGAGACCAGUCGCAUGACAAUACAGUAACUGUCUCCUAUGAAGAAUUCCUGAAAAGUCAGUGGGAACAUGAGGUGGAACCGGUACCAGAUUCUACCAUGUCAAUUUGUGUUCCUUCUGAAAGUGUCGAAGAAAUAGUCAAAAGUAGUGAUGUGAGAGAAGUAGAAAACUGUGAAAUUUCUCCACAGGUACGUUUUAAGACAGUUACUGUUCUUGCACAAGUUCACCCUAUUCCCUUAAAAAAAUUAGGAAAAAUUCCCCCAAUUUUCUUGAAACACAAGCGUUCUGAAGUGGAAAAUAGCCUGUCUGAUCCUGAGAAUGAACAGAUGAUCCAGAAAAGGAAAUCAAAUGUUGUCAUACAGGAAGAAGAAUUAGAAUUGGCAGUUUUGGAAGCUGGAACUUCUGAAGCUGUGAAACCAAAAUGCACUCCUGAAGAAAGACAGCAGUUCAUGAAGGCAUUCAGGCAGCCCACAUCAGAGGCACUGAAGGAUGGAGUCAAAAAACCCGACAAACAGAAAGACCUCAGUGAAAAAUCUUCCAGUGAGGAAGGAAGAGAUGGCAGUGCUAAAAAAAUCAUGGACAGUACUCACACUCAAACGCUUGCAAGCAACGACUGUUCACAGGCUCGCAAGGAACGUUGUCCUAAGGAGAAAAGUAAAAAGGUCAAGAAAAAGGGAAAGAAGACUUCAGAUAUUGGGGUUCCUCAGGCUGAAAACGCAGAGGUAGAUGCUCAACAGCCAGAAGCAAUCUUUUCCUUUAAAAAUACACAACACCAAAACAGGCUUAGAAUGAAUUUAAGACAAAAGAAAGCAGACAUUUUCAAAAGCAGCACGCCAGUUAAGAGUAAAAGACUUGUUUGUGAAAAUCCAGCAAGUGGUGACCCUCCACUCAAGAAUUACAAACCAAGAAAGACGGGCACAGCAGCUAAAGAUAAGGUUACACCUUCUAAAGCCAAGCCUGAGGACAGCUUGGUGAAUAUUUCCACACCCAAAUCAACCAGAAGAUCUGUGAGACAUUGCACGCCCACUAUGGUGACAAUGAGAGGGACCUGUUCUGAAGGGACCCCCGAUGUCAACCCAGCUAAGGCUUCUACUCCCAAAGCAGCCAACUUUGUGGACAGGCAUGGCCUCUACACAGCAGAACUGAUAACAGUACCCUCUGACUCAGAGAGCCCCAUCAGGAUGAAGUUCACCAGAAUUACCACUCCCAAAAAGUCUAAGAAGAAAUCUAAAAAAAAAUCCAAGAAAUCAGAAGCAACUGAUGAAGAUUUUAUUUCUCCAACUAGAAAGGCAAGCAGCGCUUCCAAAAAUGUAUCCAAAGCAAAGCAACUAAUUGAAAAAGCGAAAGCUUUACACAUCAAUAAAACAAAGGUAGCCGAAGAAACAGUUGUACCGUUACGGCGCUCCUCUAGACAUCAGAUGCUUUCCGAAAAGAAAACAUUGUCAAAAUCAGAAGACUCUGUCAUAAUAAUAGAUUCAAGUCUGACUUCUCUAAAGCAUUCGGAAAAAAAUCAGAAGAAGCUUCAGAGUUUGAAUGAUGUACUAGGAAAAAAAAUUAGCAAGCCUCCUAAAAAUAUACCUGGAAAAAUGAAAGUUGCUCCAUUAUUCCUUGCCAGAAAGCCUCAAAAAACAACUGGUCCUGUCCUUGGCUUUGAUGAAAGCAGUCAAGAUACGUCUGAAAAAUCUGAGGAUUGUAAUGCACAAUUCAAAGCAAAGCGUGACUUUUUAAUGAGCGGUUUGCCAGAUUUACUGAAACGACAAAUUGCAAAGAAAGCUGCCGCACUGGAUGUGUACAAUACAGCGAGUUCCAGUUUCCAGAGAGUUGUUCAUGUGCAACAAAAGGAUGAUGGCUGCUGGUUGUGGCAUCUGAAACUGCCCUCUUGUCCACUCUUAACUACGUUUAAGGAACUGACCACUAAAGUGAGGGAUGUCUCCAAAUGUGUUAUUGCCCUUGGUGAAUUUUCAACUUUGAAUUCAAAUGUGCAAAGUAGUAAAUCUGUGCUUAUGACAAAAAGGAAGGAUUUUACUGAGGAAGUAAGAAAUCUUUUGUUGGAGGAAAUCAGGUGGUCCAAUCCUGAAUUUUCUUUGAGAAAAUACUUUCCCUUGCUUCUGAAAAAGCGAAUUGAGCACCAGGUACUUUCUGAGUGUCAUGGUAAACAAGAAAGUCUACAACUAGAACUGGAUGCCAUUCAAAAAGAAACCAAACGGAAACGAAUUGAAACACAAAAUUAUAAGUCAAAGAGAAAGAAAUCAUGUGAAUACUCAGAAAUUCCAGAAAAGGAAAGUGGGAAGCCAGAAAAGCUUAACAGAAGAAGCACUUCCUCUGGGGUGAAGUCAGGUUCUCCCAGAGGUUUAUGUCCUAAGGCGACCUGGAAGAAACAAACUGCCCUGAGUACAACAUGGAAAGUGGAGCCAAACGCACAAGAUAUGGAUGUUUUGAUAAUAGAUGAUGACAAAGAGUCUGGACCUGAAACAUCUUCUGCUCCUGAUUCUGGGAUUGAAGACAUGCUUUGGACAGAGAAGUACCAACCUCUAAAUGCCAGUGAACUUGUGGGCAAUGAGUUAGCUAUAAAAAAGUUACAUGGUUGGUUAAAAGACUGGAAAAGAAGAGCUGAAUUGGAAGAAAGGCAAAAUUUGAAGGGAAAAAGAGAAGAGAAACAAGAAGACGUUUCGAGUACCUUGGACUUUCAGGGCAGUUCGGAUGAAGAAGAGGGUCGUCUCUGUAAUACUGUUCUGAUCACAGGGCCGACGGGCGUGGGGAAGACUGCCGCAGUGUACGCUUGUGCUCAGGAACUUGGCUUUAAGAUAUUUGAGGUGAAUGCGUCUUCCCAGCGUAGUGGUAGACAAAUUCUGUCUCAACUGAAGGAAGCUACGCAGUCCCAUCAAGUAGACAAGCAAGGGGUAAACUCACAGAAGCCCUCUUUUUUCAAUACCUACCACAUCGGCAGAUCUCCAAAAAAACUAAACUCCCCUAAGAAAGUUGUCACAUCUCCAAGGAAAGUUCCUCCAUCAUCACCUAAAAGUAAUGGACCUAAACGAGCACUGCCCCCCAAAACUUUGGCAAACUACUUUAAAGUAUCUUCUAAACCAAAAAAUAAUGAAGAAAUAGGAGCAGUUUUGGAAAAUAAUAAAGAAAUUGAAGACAGUUUUGAACAGAAGCAGAUUAUUCACAUGAAGUCUACAAAUGCACUGACUAGAGAUUUUGGAGCUGAGGAAUCCAACAGAAGAAAUGCAACAUCUCUUAUUCUUUUUGAAGAGGUUGAUGUCAUUUUUGAUGAAGAUGCUGGGUUUUUAAAUGCAGUCAAAACAUUCAUGGCAACAACUAAGCGACCUGUAAUCCUGACUACAAGUGAUCCAACAUUUAGUUUGACGUUCGAUGGUUGUUUUGAAGAAAUCAUUUUUAAUACUCCUUGCUUGGUAAAUGUUGCCAGCUACCUACAAAUGAUCUGCUUAACUGAGAAUGUUAGAACUGAUGUAAAAGACUUCGUAACUUUGUUAACUGCAAAUGCUUGUGAUAUCAGAAAAAGUAUCCUCUUCCUACAAUUUUGGAUUAGAAGUGGAGGUGGAAUUUUAGAAGAAAGGCCAUUGUCCUAUUGUCGAGGAAACAGCAAGAAUGUACUCACAGGUUGCUGCAGAGAUGGUCCUGAUGCAAAAAACAGCCUUAAAAAUAGUAAUAAGAAUUGUGUAAUCCUUCCCAAGUGUGACAGCGGCUGUGUUGAGACCUUCUUUGGUCUGAAGAACAUUUUCGCCCCAUCUGAUGGCUUGCUCUCGUUUCUGAAGCUCAAAAUCACAGCAAAAGACGAAUGGCAUAAACUCAUCCAACUUCUCACAGAAUUUCAAAUGCGAAGUGUAGAUUUUUUGUAUAGUAAUCUUGAGUUCAUUUUACCGUUACCUGUUACUAUCUUUCCAGAACUAAAACCUCUCCAUGGCUCCUCAGAAAGUCCCAAUCCCAGCACUGCCACAAACAGUGCAGCCUGUCCUGCUAGAAAAAAUCCCAGAGAACAGCCAGGGAAAAAGAUGCCCAAAAGGAAACAGAAGAAAAAGAUAGUGACGCUGGAUGACAGUGACCUGUUUGACAGCGACCUAAGCUUUCCUGAGGAAUCUGUGAGUCUGUCCCCUGUGUCCAUUUCCUCCAUCUUGGAAGACAAAGAAAGCGAUCCAGAUGCAAAGAAGCUAGAUGAGUGUUUAGCGUCCAGUGCCGAGUCAGCUGCCCGUCCCCCCACAACACUGGCAGAAAAGCAGCACUCUGCCCUGGUCUCCCGGUGCCUCAGCUCUCUCACAGAGUUCCUGGACAACAUGUCCUUCCUCGAUGCCCUCUUAACUGAUGUAACAGAGCAAAAGGAACUUGGUAAAAACGACUUCAGAUGGACCAGUGGGAAGGUUAAAAGUGGGCUUUGCGAUGAGUAUAGCCUCGAGAGCGGGGACAACGGAUGGACUGCUCGAAGCUCUGUGGAAGUGAAGGCAGCCGCAGAAGCUCUCAGCUUUACUAAGUGUUCCUCUGCUCUUUCCAAAGCCUUGGAAACAAUGGAUUCUUGCAAGAAACUAGGAGGCAAUCUAACCAGCGAGCUUAGUAUUUAUGUUUCACAAAAGCGUGACAGUGUGCACUUCAACCAGUCCGCAGCUAACUUAGACAAUGCACAGAAGAGGAUAGCAGUCAUUAAGAGUGUGUUUUCUAGUCGAUCUCUAAUGAACCUGGGUAGUAGACAAGCUAUUGUAACUGAAUAUCUGCCAACUCUCCGAAGCAUUUGUAAAACUGAGAAGUUAAAAGAACAAGAAAAAAACAAAAGGAGGUUCCUGCAUUAUUUUGAAGGAAUUCAUCUUGAUAUUCCAAAAGAGACUGUGAAUACCUUGGCAGCUGACUUCCCUUAAUAGUCUGCGUUAAUUGUGUACAGAUUAUGUAGUCCUUAAGAUAUUUUUGUAUUAUGUUGAUUUUUGUGGAAGAAUUUAUUUCUUAAUGUACAUUUAAAACAGACUAUUUGUAUAUUUUUUUAUUUGUGUGUGUAUAUUUAAGAUGAAAAUAUUUGAGUUAAAAAUUGUAUAUACGAUUGUGGUAGUUUUUUCCUGUAAUUUUUGCAUUACCCGACUUUACUUUGUAGGAGCGUUUUUGUGUGUCUAUGGAAAUGAAUUAACUAUUUCUAGAAGGUUGAGUUCACCAAGAUAUUGUUAAAGGUGUUUUGAUGAAAAACCAAUUUAUAAUUUCUCCCUUUCCUGUAACCCUUAAACCUCCUGUCAAAUAUUGGUGCUUUGUCAAACUGUAAAUAUGGUUUUUAAAAAAUUGUUUACACAAUAUGAAAUAUAAAAUUACAUAUUAUGUAUAAUAGGUAUGUAAACUACAUAUUACAUAUGUAAUUACAUACACAAAAACAUUUCCUAAGAAAAUUAUGCUUCAAAUUUUUGGGGGGAGGAGGGAAAGGUUGUCCUGAUUAAUUUAUCUGUAGUGUUGUCCUCUGGCAAAUUUUACCAUUGAAUCAUUGGAUGCUGAAAAUGUAAGAUCAAGAUUAUAAAUUCGUUUUCAUAGGCCUUUUUCAGCAGCCGUGUGAUAGUGUGUCUAUUUGCCAGCUCAGGUCAUUUGCAUUGUACAUUGGCUUAUAUUUUUAUUUUGUUGAUGUUUAUUUUAUAAAGAUAUUGACAUUAUGUGUUUGUGCAAGAAGCUGUUAAUUAAAGCUGUGACAGGUUUGUGUUUA